AUGAUGAAUUCUAGCCAGAAGUCUCCAGAGAGAGCAUUUGCUCUCCAGAAAUACCUCCUCUUGCACUCGCAACACGAUGCAUUGCAGAAGCACCUCAAUGGCAUCUCAGCCACGAGCCCAACAAGCUCAACCUCACCAACACGAUCUCCUUCCCGCUCCCGCUUCUCAUCUUUCUCUUCCUCGUCAGAGGCCAAUACCGCACCAUUUCUCGUAUCAAAUCCCACAGAAAUCACUCCACACCACCGCCGAAGCGGCAGCAUGCCUCGUCAUCACCAGCGUCCUCCAUUCAGGACACGCAGAUCUUCACUGCCGACUGUCUUUGACGAGAGCAUUCUGGGAGAGAUCGAGGAGGAUGAGAACAAACUGAAGGAUGUCAACUUGCAAAUCAAGAGCACGUUGACGGAGUUGUUGAAUUGCGAGAGUGUUCGCAGUGACAGGAAGUACCGGAUGUGGGUACAGAGCAGACUGAUGGAUGCUGAGAAGGAGUUGAAGGGCUCAAGGACCAGGAGUUGUGAUAGAAGACGCAGUGAGGACCUGGGAGGAAUGAUGUUUUAA
Molecule: messenger RNA, 555 nt
Organism: Cadophora gregata
Lineage: Eukaryota; Fungi; Ascomycota; Leotiomycetes; Helotiales; Ploettnerulaceae
Exons: 1
Coding region: 1-555 (184 amino acids)
Source: RefSeq, a predicted model, not a curated record